AAGGCACAGAAGCUGGAUUUGUCCAAGGGCAAUCUGAUAAUUUGCCAAAAAUUGAUGUUGUAUCAAUGUUUGCAUUUUUGGGAAACAACCCAAAUUUCAUGGGUGCUGAGUUAAAAGGAGUGAAAGCUGUGAGAUAUGUAUAAUAGAUAUGCUCGUGAAAAUUAUGGAGACAAUGCUGUUGGCUGGGUGCAAGUGAAACGAGAUGGUGAUGUUUGCAUUGUAAAGGCUAGAGUUACUCCAGAGCAGUGUUCGGAAUGCUAUUGGAAAAACUCUGCACUUUCUAAUAUUGACACAAAUUUGAAACUAGUGAAAGUUGAAGAUUUGGGUGAAACGAAUCCAUUGAAAACUACAAACGAUACCAAUUUUUUACAGUCAUUUGUGAACCAUAGUUUAGAUUUGGGAAUCACAGAUACUGUGCUGAUGAAAUAUUUCAAGGAAGAGAGCGACUUUGAAAGAUUGUCCCUACACAGAUUGUUAGAAGAAUAUUUGGUGGAAUUGGAGGACAUAACAGCAGAUGGUUUUUCUACAUUUUGUACAGGAAAAAUGACUGAAGAUAUUUGCAGAUGUUGCCAAGGCAACUGUAGAUCAAAUGGCGAAUGCUUUAUGGCAUGA
Messenger RNA from Anoplophora glabripennis (Asian longhorned beetle), 612 nucleotides. RefSeq lists its product as uncharacterized. The record is from RefSeq and is a predicted model, not a curated record. The transcript has 2 exons. Bases 136 to 612 code for a protein of 158 amino acids. Lineage: Eukaryota; Metazoa; Arthropoda; Insecta; Coleoptera; Cerambycidae.